UGGCUGGACGGUGAAAACUUUUUGUGCAGUUCCUUUUCGAGAGUAGUUGUGUGCGGACGACGGUAGAAAAUUUCACGCCCGAUCGAAGAGUAUGGCCAUCGAUCAGCCGAACCCAUAAUCAAUCGAGGAAAAAAACGGACCCCCAAAGAACAGUUCCAUCUUUAGUGAAGCUAUUUCCGCGUUCCCGUUACGAUUGCGUUCGGGGGUUUUCGCGACCGCCAGUGGAAGUGAAACGCGGAUUUCCGGAAAAUAUUGGUGUAUGUGCAAUUUUUGGUGAUUAAUUGAAAAAGCAAAAGGAGUGGGAUCAGGGACAGCGCAGCCAGACAUUCUUGCUGCCGCAGAACAUUCAACCGACAGCGAUUGGAUGACGACGGAAAAAAAUAUUUAGCAGCGAAAAAUAAUGAUAUUCAACCUUGAACGGGGCACAUCAUCGUCAUCGGCGAUGUCGUCGUCGUUGUCAGUGGCGUAGAAGCAUCGGAAGUCGGAAUCCAUUUAGGAGCUUGAUUUGAGCUCGUUUUGUUGAGUGAGGGAAGUCACGCAAAAAAUAGUGUUCCGAUCCGCCGUGGCAAAGUGUGCUGCAAAUAACAUCGCAUCAGGAGUGGUGUCCUUUUCCACUAUCAUAUACUGCGUGGGUGGGUCCGGUGUGUGUCUGGAAGAAGCGAAACAGUUGAAGAAGCGGAGGAAUCGUGCUCACCCGUCCGAAAUAUAGGCAGAGCGCGACCAUCAAAACAAAAGUUGAAGAAAAUUCAAGCCAAGAAGCGAGGAGGGUCGCGGAGCCGACGACGACGGAAGAAGAUUCUUAUCAGCAUAAGGGCGUGAAUUGAACCGAGAAAGCGUAAUACAUACCUACUGCGAGAGUGAGGUGCUACUGGUAAAAGUGAUCCGAGCAGAGCUGAAGCUCCGGGCCUGGGCAUAUUGGCUAUGAUGGCUUGCAUAGCAGAGUAGUGAGUUGUUUUUGUUCGAUGCCGUCGUAGAAGUAGAGCACCGAAAAUAGUGUGCACACAAGCGCGAGUGAUAUCCCGGAAAAGGGAGUUGGCCUCUGGGCUGCGCGGUGAUAGAAAGGAAGUGGCACAAGAAGAAAGCAAGUCAGAGGUCGGAGAAUAACAUUUUCAUCGUCGCACACCCGCCGUCUAAGGUAAACAACAAUGGGCAGCGUCUGGAAGCGGCUGCAGCGUGUCAACAAGCGGGCGGCCAAGUUUUCCUUUACCGUGUCGUACCAUGAGCUGCGGAUGGAAACGACGGCCAAAUGGCGCCCGCACAGCUUGCACGUGGUAUGGACUCGCCGCUCUCGGCGAGUGGUAUCCAGUCCAAUGGCGUGGGAACCGGACCUCGUGAAUCCCGUGUGUAGCACAAUGGCUUGGCCUAUGCCGGACAACCACACCAUCGCCGUCACACUGUUCAAAGACAUCCGGACGCACGAACUGGAGGACAAAGACUGGACCUUUGUGCUGGAGGAUGUAUCCCAGAUGGGCAAGAAGCGGCUUCUGGCAUCCGCCACCAUUAACAUGCGCAAAUAUGCUAGUAUAGAAUCCACACAGCAAACGUUCAUGCUGGAGUUGAGGCCUGUUUCGAAAAAGAUCGUGUCGGCACAGUUGGAAUUGACGCUCAGCUGCGUGUUUUUGAGGGAAGGAAAAGCUACCGAUGAGGACAUGCAGAGUAUCAUCUCGCUGAUGUCGGUCAACAAUGUGACGGAUAUUGCACCGUUGGACGAUUUGGAGGAUAUUCCCGAUUUGGAGAACUCGAUUGAGAUUUCGGAGCACGUGUUGGAUUUCACGCAGCAGUUGGAGCAGCUGACAACCAGUUUGAAUACUUCAGACCUGGCGACGCCCAUGAGUGUUCCUUCCCUAUCGGAAGAUCUAACGCCAGUGAUGAGUGGUUCGAAAGAUAUGUUCAAAGAGGUUCUCAACGAUCGCGGCUAUAUUUCCCUUACCAGCGAAGGAGGUAUAAGUAUCAAAGAGCCAGACGAACGAGAUUAUAAUAAACAGAAACCCCCUGAACUAAGUAUAACAGAUCCACCGCGAACAGAUUGGAACUUCCGGAAAGAUCCCCCGUCAAACGAGAUGACGCUCGAAGAGUCUCAAAAGCUGGAAGACGAACAGCUUGACCCUCUGGAGGCACUCGAAGAGGAGGAGAGUCCCCCACAACCAAAACAACCGGCAUCGGUUGCACCUCUCCCACCUAUAGCGCCCAGCAUAGAUAGCGAACUUACCAAAAAAUCUCCCGAAGAAUUGCAAAGUAGCCGAGCGGAACUGAAACCUCUGAAGCUUAUCAAGAGCUACGAUCACAAACCGGAAAAGGAGAAGGUCAUCGUUACGGAUGUUCCGGAGCCUACACCAGCCGUGGUCAACAUUCCAGUGCCGGAACCAGUGAUCGAGCUGAAGAAACCGAUCCUGCGGGACAGCACUCCGGGACAGGAUCUGCUCGAAUGGUGCAAGGAAAUAACCAGGAACUACAACGGAGUAAAGGUUACCAAUCUCACCACCAGUUGGCGCAAUGGAAUGGCCUUCUGUGCAAUCAUCCACCACUUUUAUCCUAGUUUAGUUGAUAUGAGUAAACUUUCACCCGGGAAUGUGAUAGAAAACUGUCGGACGGCCUUCGAUGCGGCAGAAAAGCUGGGCAUACCGCGAGUUAUAGAACCUCGGGAUAUGAAUAUGUUGGCCGUGCCGGACAAGCUCGCCGUGAUGACCUACCUGUAUCAGUUGAGGGCGCAUUUCACCGGCCACCAGUUGGAGGUACACACGAUAGAUUCGGGCAUUCCGUGUCAGGCUUGCUACCUAGCGGCAGAACAAGCCAUGUGCAUUUAUUCGCAAACGAAAAAGUCACGACGGGGGGAAACUUCGGACGACUCCAGCUACGUGAUCGGUAACUACAAAUCGGACAAGCUGACCAAAGAUUUGCUCAACCUGAACGACAUGAUCACACCGAAGGACGACGAUCCGUUGAAGCGGGAGGCCAACUGCAAGGCGCAGCUGCUGGCCAAUUCGAAAGCCCUCCUGGGCAAGGUGCUUUCGCCGACCAAAGAUAAGUUCCCCUCGGUGGCGUUCGGAACGCCAGCGGCCGCCAUCGAUGGUGGCAACGGACCGAUGCCCAACGGUACGUUUGCGACGGCGGUGGACAGUGGUCCCCCUGGGAACGGUAUUAGUCCCAGUGACGACGAAGACACUGGCGGUGGCGGUGGUGGUGGGAAUGGAAUUAGCAAUAGUACAUUCAAUAACAAUAAUAUCAAUAACAAUACAGCGGAAUUGAACGGGACGGUUUCGGACGAGCUGGAGGGAGUUUGUGAUAGUGUGACGAGGAACGAAUCGGACAGUGACCGAACGGCACCAGCGCUAGACACGGCGAUGACGAAUAAAAUUCUUUUGCGGCAUAAGGAAAUGAGUGAGAAGGCUAAAUUAAUGAUUGAAAAGCUUAGAGCGACUAGUGUAGAUAAGGGUGGUGAUAUUGAAGCUAUCGAGCGGCAAACGCGGUUACGUGAGCAAGCGCGGAAGCUGAUCGCCGAGACGAAAGCCAAAGCCUUAACCCUAGACUCGCCCUCGUCUCCGACGAAGAUCAGUACGGCGCACAAGAUGAACUUCUCGCCGGAGCGUACCAUCUCGCCGAUCCACAACGUUCCGGAGUUUAUCUUUCCCAGUGUUGGAAUGCUUAGCAGUAGUAGGAAAGACUCACCGGUGCGGUUCGGUACCGGAGAGGUGCGAACCACCGACGGAAGUGAUGCUAAUCGGAAUCACUUGCUGAAAAGGACGACGCCUUCUCCGAACAAACUGUCACCCUCGUUACUUGAAAUGAUUGCGCCCAAGAACGAGGGAAGGGUGGAAAAGGUCAACUACAUUCAGAGUGAAUUGAACAAACUGGAACGGGAGCAAGAAGCCAUCGAUCAGAAGGCUAAUGCCCUGGAAAAGAAACUUCGAGCUGUGAUGGGUGGCACAAUGACAAAUGUGACCGAAACCGAAGAUCAACUGAUGUCCCAGUGGUUCACAUUGGUCAACAAAAAGAAUGCCCUGCUAAGGCGGCAGAUGCAGCUGAAUCUACUUGAACAAGAGAACGAUCUUGAGAAAAAGUACGACAUGCUGAAUCUGGAACUGCGGGCGGCCCUCUCGAUCGAGGACUGGCGCAAAACGGAGGAACAACGGGAGAAGGAGGCCCUGCUGUUGGCCGAACUGGUAGCCAUCGUGGACAAGCGCAACGAGCUGGUGCAGAAUCUGCACAGUCAAGAGCAAGCGAUUGAGGACGACGACGAAAUUGAACGUAAGCUGGAAACCGUGGACAUUAAUCACAAGGAUGAAAAAUGCGUAAUUCAGUAGUAGCCUUCGCUACAUGGAGAUUAUCUGGAAUACUCAAAAUUCGGUUCACCAGAAGUAGGUUCAUGGAAACAACUGCGGUUACCAUGUGUCGUACAUUGUAGAUAGCUUCACUUUAGAGGCCCUCCUCGCCGCUCAAGGAGAACCUACCAACCGAGUACAGGAACUUUAACCAUUCGUACUACAAGUCUUAAGGCGUACUAUUUAUUUAUUUUUUGGAAAACCAUCGUUAACGGAACCAGUGAUCCUAACCAUGAAUUCAUCACAAACUUAAUGCGUCGCAGAGAAAGAAGGUACAAUCGUCAUUGCCGUACACGUCAACAACAACACCGGGAAAACGAUUGAAAACUAUUUACAUUUAGACAGUUGAGUCAACGUUUCGAGGUAUUUAUCACUUCUGUGUGUGUUGUCUUUUAUUAGUAUCGAUUCCGUCCGGGAGAUUUGAUUUUGUCGAGUCGUGAGAAAACUCGAUGUGUUGUGUAUCGAUAAUGAUUGGUGAAACGUAGAUACCUACUGCUGCAACCUAUUCAUAUUCCUUACAAAGCCCCACCUAUUUUAUUUACAAAUAGAAAACUGUCUGUUGCCCUUAUUCAAUGUGAAAAGCUUUUUUUUCUGUGUUAAGAUGGGGAUUUCAUUAAGUUUUAGGCUUGUGUUUCGCUUUCAGUUGUACAUAUCUGUUAGGUUUAAAAGUCUUGUUUUAACCAAAAAAUCGAAUCACUUGAACACUCCCAAUAAUACUGAUCAAAACUCAGUGGUGGAGCCGGUUUGAAACUCAUUUAUUGAAAACAAAAGCGGUGUGCAAAUAUUUACUCGUUUUAUUAAAACAAUUUUAAGUUAACGUUUGCUCUAGAGUCGGAUUGACCAUGAUGACGAAUUAUACCCUAAGGUAAUGAUUACAAUAAUGCUAUAAUAGAAACUUUUACGUGAUACCAAUUGUGGAAAAUUCCCAAUUUAUAAAUACAAACAUUAUUUUUGUAAGCUUUUUAAGUAUACUUCAGACCUAAGUAGAAUUUGUCUUAUAUCAAAAAGAUCGUAGAUUUUGCAAUAAUUCCAAUUUCUGCAGAAAUGGAGAAAUUUCAAAGCAACUUUGAAAGGGUUUCAAACAAUCCGAUAUAUAUUUUGAAGUCAAGCUUAGUAGAUUUGCACGCUUUUCUCAGAAAAAAAAAAUCAAAUCGCAGCAAAAAGAAAGGAACAAAGUCAGAACGAGCAAGAGAAUUAAACAAAAUAUGAUAUUCUAGUCAUUCGAGUAGUAAUCGUAGCUAAACGGGACAAAAAUAAUUUAAUAUUGUAUGGAUAAGGAAUAGUAUUAUUGAUUCAACUGUGCUCUAUAUAUGUACACAAUACACAAAAUCACAAAUACUUACCGCUAGACGAACAAAUGAACGAAGAUGACUCGACUAACCAAAAAGAAGAAAAAAUUCUGCAUUAAACGGUGUUUGAUGGAAACAGAGAGCUCUAAUAUAUUUAUAUAUGUAUUAGUCAUUACAGAGGAA
Messenger RNA from Armigeres subalbatus, 5791 nucleotides. RefSeq names its product EH domain-binding protein 1 (gene Ehbp1). The record is from RefSeq and is a predicted model, not a curated record. The coding region runs from base 1146 to 4301 and encodes 1051 amino acids. Lineage: Eukaryota; Metazoa; Arthropoda; Insecta; Diptera; Culicidae. The transcript is spliced from 14 exons. Gene Ontology annotation, molecular function: protein binding. Gene Ontology annotation, biological process: actin cytoskeleton organization. Gene Ontology annotation, cellular component: microtubule organizing center; filamentous actin.